Messenger RNA from Caenorhabditis briggsae, 951 nucleotides. The record is from RefSeq and is a predicted model, not a curated record. Gene Ontology annotation, cellular component: Golgi membrane. NCBI's taxonomy places the organism in Eukaryota, Metazoa, Nematoda, Chromadorea, Rhabditida, Rhabditidae. Gene Ontology annotation, molecular function: galactosylgalactosylxylosylprotein 3-beta-glucuronosyltransferase activity. The transcript is spliced from 5 exons. Gene Ontology annotation, biological process: chondroitin sulfate proteoglycan biosynthetic process; carbohydrate metabolic process. The coding region runs from base 1 to 951 and encodes 316 amino acids.
AUGAUAAUUGUGGUGACACCCACUUACAAACGACUCACCAGAAUUCCUGAUUUGUUACGAAUGGCCAACACCCUGGCCCAUGUCAAAGAUCUUCACUGGAUAGUGAUAGAAGACGGGCCCCAAAUUGUGCCUGCUAUCGUGAAAAUCCUGAAGCGAACCAAUCUACCGUAUAUCUAUAUGGCGCAUAAGACAGCUGUANGAUAUCCGAAGAGAGGGUGGUAUCAACGGACGAUGGCUUUGAGGUCAUUAGGUCUAUUGGGAAGAAAUGCUGGAUCGGAGCAUACAGAAAGAGUACUAUUUUUGGAGAUGAUGAUAAUUCGUAUGAUAUCGAUUUAUUACGGAUUAUAUCAGGCAUGUGAAGAAGCUGGGAAUGUGGCCAGACUAAUGUACGACGUCCUCGUGGAAGCACCAAAAGUCACAAAUGGAACUGUCACUGGAUAUAACGUUAUAUGGCAUCCUACUCGGAAAUUCGCAGUUGACAUGGCUGGAUAUGCAGUCAAUCUGAAAGUGAUCCUCAACUCGACAGCUGUUUUUGGAACUUCUUGCAACGUGGAAAAGGAUCUCCUGAGACGUCUCGUCGGUGGUACUGUAGUUGAGGCGCCCAAAGUGGUCGACGGAAAAGUCACUGCAUUCAACGUGAAAUGGAACCCAAAACGUCGUUUCGCAGUUGAUAUGGCUGGAUUUGCAGUUAAUCUUAAGGUGGUUCUAAACUCUGAUGCCGUAUUCGGAACAUCCUGUAAACGAGGCGGUGGUGCUCCAGAGACAUGUCUUCUGGAAGAUAUGGGACUGGAAAGAGAAGAUAUCGAACCAUUUGGUUAUGAGAAAACGAAAGACCGCGAAAUCUUUGUUUGGCACACAAAAACGAGCACUCCAAACAUUGUUCAAUCCAAGAAGAACCAAACAAAACCAGUUCCACCGCCGGAUACAUUUGGCUAUUUUGUUGAAGUGUAG